Drosophila mojavensis is the source of this 2294-nucleotide messenger RNA. RefSeq names its product mitochondrial import receptor subunit TOM70 (gene Tom70). The record is from RefSeq and is a predicted model, not a curated record. The transcript has 3 exons. The coding region runs from base 163 to 1959 and encodes 598 amino acids. Gene Ontology annotation, biological process: RNA processing. Gene Ontology annotation, molecular function: protein binding. NCBI's taxonomy places the organism in Eukaryota, Metazoa, Arthropoda, Insecta, Diptera, Drosophilidae.
UCUAUUUUCUAAGCAGGCUAGUUGUAUUCCAUAAUAUUAAUUUUUAUUUACUCUUCACUAAAAAGCAUUCAAGCAACAGUUCAUAUUUGCAAAAUUCAUUGCAGUGUUAAAUUACAAGACAAACUUUCUACAAGCUGCACACACAUUUAGGAAGGCCCACAAAUGGCAACGUUCCUGAACAUCAACUCCGUCAAACUAAACAAAUGGCAAGUGGCCCUCAUCUUGGGCACGCCCCUGGCCAUCGGCCUGGGCAUAUAUGUGCUGAAUCGAAGCUCGCGCGACGGCGCCAAAAGCGGGAAGACGCCGGACAACUCCAGUGAUGCCGGCAAAACGCGACAAAAGGGCAAAAUCGAGAAGCAGAAUCUGUCCAUUGAUGGCACCGCCACAGAUGCGGAGCUGGAGCAAAAGAAGAAAUCGGCCGAGCUGGGCGAAAAGAUGUCGCCGCUGAAGGAGGCCAACAACUAUAAGACGGAGGGCAACAAUUGCUAUAGGAAUGGCAAAUACGAUGAGGCCAUUAGCUUCUACGACAAGGCCAUUGACAAGUGUCCCACCGAGCAUCGCACGGAUAUGGCAAUCUUUUAUCAGAAUCGCGCUGCGUCCUACGAAAUGCUGAAAAAGUGGAACAAGGUCAAGGAGGAUUGUACCCUGUCGCUGGAAUAUAAUCCGCGCUAUGCCAAGGCCUACUAUAGGCGGGCGCGUGCCCAUGAGGCCACCAGGGAUAUGACCGAGUGCCUGGACGAUGUCACAGCCACCUGUAUAUUGGAGAUGUUUCAGAACAACAACACCAUCAUGUUCGCCGAUCGCGUGCUGAAGGAGACGGGACGCAUAGACGCCGAAAAGGGUCUGCGGGAUCGUGUGCCCGUGGUGCCCUCGUCCAGCUUCAUUGACACCUACAUGCGUUCCUUUAUAGCCGAUCCCCUGCAGACGAUGGUCCUGCCCGAACCAACGGAAAAUGAUGCGCCGCCGCGCGGUUUUAUACGCGCUCGACGUGCGUUCGACGAACAGAAAUACGAUGAGAUCAUUGCGGCAUGCACCGAAGAAAUUGAAUCCUCAGAAGCGGAAUCACAGUACAAGGUGGAGGCGCUGCUAAUGCGCGGCACAUUCCAUUUGCUGUGCGGCUCCUUUGCCGACAGCAAGCUCGACUUUGACGCCAUACUGGCGAAUGCCGAUGCGGAUAUCACACUGCGGACCUAUGCGUAUAUUAGACGUGCUGCGUUAUUCAUUCAGAUGGAGGAGCGUGAAAAGGGGUUGGCUGACUUUGCGGAAGCCGAGAAACUGAAGCCCGACAAUCCAGAUGUAUAUCAUCAGCGUGCACAGAUCCUGCUGCUGCUGGAGCAGAUUGACGCGGCGUUGGUGGAGUUCGACAAGGCUGUGCGCCUAGCGCCCAAUCAUGCCAUUGCCAAUGUACAGAAAUGCUAUGCCGAGUACCGUUUGGCACUGAUGUCCGGCGAUCAGAACAGCCUGGAGCGCGUGAUCAAGGACUUCGAGCUGGCUAUCAAAAAGUUCCCGGACUGUGUCGAGUGCUACAGUCUGAUGGCUCAAGUGCUGGCCGAUCAGCAGCAGUUCCCGCAGGCGCAGAACUUCUACGAUAUGGCCAUGAAGCGGGCGCCCACAAAUCCUGCCCUGCUCGUCCACCAGGCGAUCAUGAUGCUGCAGUGGCGCGGCGACAUCGAUGCCGCUGUAUCACUGCUGAAUCGUGCCAUCGAGGUGGAUCCCAAGUGCGAGCUGGCGUACGAGACGCUCGGCACCGUUGAGGUGCAGCGCGCCCAGCUGCGGCGUGCUGUUGAACUGUUUGAGAAGGCGCUGCUCUAUGCCAAGAGCCAUGCAGAGCUGGUCCAUGUGUACUCGCUGCGUAAUGCGGCGCUAGCUCAAAUCAAUGUCACCCGCAAGCUGGGCAUCGACAUGAAUUCCGUGUCGGCGAUGGCCCAAUCCGGUUUCAUGCAACAAGGACCCAUGUAGACGAGUACAGGACAGCAAUGAUUGGCCCCCACCAGCACCCCCUCCACGCGAUAUGGCGGGACGAUGGCAGCCAAAUAAGCGAGCAUUUAAAUGCGUUUCAACUGACGUUGUGUGUGCUACCUAAGUAUAUUUACACUGACCUAUUCCCAAUGGACGCACACAGCCAGACAGACAGACAGACAAACACACAUAGACUAAUCAAUGAAAUGAAAUGAUCAUCCCUGUUAUAUAUUCACAAGACACAUAAAAAGAUAUGGAAAAUCUUAUUUUAGUUAUUGUGCUUUAGUUUUAGCAAUGAAAGUCCUCUAUAAUGAAACAUAUAACACAACUGUUAA